Messenger RNA from Manihot esculenta (cassava), 4332 nucleotides. RefSeq names its product disease resistance protein RPV1. The coding region runs from base 137 to 3856 and encodes 1239 amino acids. Gene Ontology annotation, biological process: signal transduction; defense response. Gene Ontology annotation, molecular function: ADP binding. NCBI's taxonomy places the organism in Eukaryota, Viridiplantae, Streptophyta, Magnoliopsida, Malpighiales, Euphorbiaceae. The record is from RefSeq and is a predicted model, not a curated record. The transcript is spliced from 7 exons.
GAUUAAAAUUUAGAGCAAGCACUGCUGAGAAAUUAGUAAAGUAACCUAUUCACCUGUUUACCCCUCUUGGUCACUUCGUCUUGGACAACAGAAUCUGUGAAAGCUUCUUUCAAGUUUCUGGCAUAGAGUUUGCACCAUGGCUGCUGCUUCUUCUUCCACCAUUCCUCAACAGAAGAAGUAUGAUGUGUUCAUUAGUUUUAGAGGUGCAGAUGUCCGCCAUAAUUUCCUCAGCCACCUCAAUAAAGCUUUGCUGGACAACCUAGUUAAUACCUUUGUGGAUGAAAAUCUUGAUAGAGGAGAGGAGAUCUCAUCAUCUCUCCUGAAAACAAUUGAAGAAUCAUGUAUUUCGAUUGUAAUUUUCUCGGAAAAUUAUGCAAGUUCUCCAUGGUGUUUGGAUGAGCUUAUAAAGAUAAUUGAGUGCUCGAAAACCAUGGAACAGAUGGUCUUACCGGUUUUCUACCAUGUAGAUCCAACCAUUGUUCAGGAGGUUACUGGAAGCUUUGGAGAUUCACUUGCUAAGCAUAAAGAAGAAUUCAAGGACUCUUUACACAAAGUGGAGAGUUGGAGCCAAGCUUUGAAGGAAACUGGUGGGAUGUCCGGGUUUGUUUCACACGACAUUAAGAAUGAUUCUGAAUUGAUCGCAAAAAUUGUCAGCUGGAUUUCGGAGAAAGUAGAUCUUAUGUUUCCGAGUGAUCCAAUCAAUGAUGGGUUAGUUGGAAUUGAUUCACGUGUCAAGGAUUUUGAGUCAUUAUUAGGGCUUGAGAUGGCAGAUGUGCGAUAUGUAGGAAUUUGGGGGAUGGCCGGCAUUGGCAAAACCACACUUGCUAGGGAGGUAUUUAAUCGAAUUUUUUAUCAAUUUACAAUUAAAUGUUUUGUUGAAGAUGUCAGGGACAAUUUUCACAAGUGUGGACCAGAUGGUUUACGACGUCUCAUUCUUUCUCAAGCUCUAGGAAGAGAAAAUUCAAAUGUAGGCAUGCCCAUUAUGUUGUUAUCUUCGAUUAGGAGAAGGUUGUGCAGAGAAAAAAUUCUCCUUGUUCUUGAUGAUGUCAGUGAUGUAAGGGAGAUAGAACUUUCAAUAGGGAAAUGUGCUGUUUUUGGUCCAGGGAGUAGAAUUAUCAUAACAAGCAGAGACCAACAGCUGCUUAAGUACAUGGGUGCUGAAAUAUAUAAAGUUAAGAAACUGAAUGACGAUGAAGCUUCUCAGCUUUUUUGCUUCCAUGCUUUCAGACGAGACAUUUCCACAGAAGAAUACAUGAAGCUUUCAAAGAGGGCAGUUGAAUAUGCUCAAGGUAUUCCCUUAGCUCUUGAAGUUUUGGGUUCCAAUUUGUACGGUAGAAGUGUAGGAGAAUGGGAAGAUGAACUGGAAAAACUGAAAGGUACAUCUGACCCAAAAAUUCAUGGCAUAUUGAAAUUAAGUUAUGAUGGACUAAGUAAAGAUGAUAAGGAAAUCUUUCUUGAUAUUGCAUGCUUCUUCAAAGGGCAGGAUAGAGAUUAUGUUGAAAAGAUGUUGGAUUCCCCUGGUUCAAAAAUUGGAAUAAGUCGUCUGCUUGAUAAGUCGAUCAUAUCUGUAAUAGAUAAUCGGGUGCAUAUGCAUGACUUGCUUCAACAAAUGGGCAAGGAUAUUAUUUGCCAGGAAAAACAGCUCGGACAACGAAGCAGAUUAUGGGAUCCUAAAGAUAUAUAUUACCUAUUCACAAGAGCUGAGGGAACUGAAGCAAUUAAAGGUAUCUUGCUAGACAUGUCCAAAAUCAAAGACUUAGAACUAACUCCUAAUGCCUUUGAGAAAAUGUAUAAUCUCAAGUUUCUCAAGUUCUACUGUUCAAUACUUCAUUGGAAUAGAGUAAAACUUCCCGAAGGACUCAACUUUCUACCUGAUGAGCUACGGUUACUGCACUGGUAUGAAUACCCUUUGGAAUCUGUGCCAUGGAGUUCAUGCGCAGAGAAUCUUGUUGAAAUUGGAAUGGUUCGUAGCAAACUAAAACAACUUUGGAAUGGAGAUCAGCAUCUUGGAAAUUUAAAAUAUGUUGACCUUAGCUAUUCAAAGGAUCUAAUGAGCAUUCCAGACUUGUCUACAAUCCCGAAUCUUGAGGUUCUGAGAUUGAGUUUUUGCAAAAGUUUGAUUGAGAUUCCCUUAUCUAUAAAAUAUUUGAGCAAGCUUAAACAACUAUAUCUAAGGCAUUGCCAAAGUCUCUGCAAUUUACCGAGCUUCCUUCAUUUGAAAAAUCUUGAGAUUCUUUCUAUCUCUGGUUGCUCAAAAAUUAGAGUGUUCCCAGAGGUUCCAUGUGCUAUUAGAGAUUUAGAUUUAGAGGGAACUAUAGUAGAACGAGUUCCCCUAUCAAUUGGGUAUCUCCCUUGUCUUUCUAAUUUGGCUUUAAGUUCAUGCACGAGGCUUACCAGUUUGCCAGACAGCAUCUGCAAUCUCAAAUCUCUUAGACAUUUUAGUAUCUAUGAUUCUGUAAAUCUACUUGAACUGCCAGAGAACUUGGGAAAUCUGGAAUCCCUUCGGAAGCUCAGUGUAGGUAAGUCUGGUAUAAAAGAAUUACCAGAUAGCAUUUGCAAUCUGAAAAAGCUUAUAUUUUUAUCAAUUGAGAAAUGUGUAAAUCUCCAUUAUCUGCCCGAAAACUUGGGGAAUUUAGAAUCUCUAGAAAGGCUUCUUGCAAACGAUAGUGGGAUAAAAGAAUUACCAGAGUCAAUUUGCAAUCUGAAAAAACUUACAUGUUUAUCUACUGCUAGGUGUGAAAAUCUGCAGAGUCUGCCAGAAAACUUGGGACAUUUAGAAUCUCUGGACGAGCUUCGUGCAUUUGGUCCUGGUUUAAAAAGGUUACCCCAUGGCAUUUGCAAUGUGAAAGAACUAAGAUUUUUUAACGUUGGUGGCUGCAUAAAUCUGAAUGAACUGCCAGAGUGCUUGGGAAAUUUAGAAUCUUUGGAGCUUCUUGUUGUCUCUCAUUCUGGUAUAAAAAAGCUACCAUCUUCUGUUAAUCAGUUGAGCAAUUUGAGAUCAUUGCAUUUAGGGGGAUGUAAAGGUUUGAUGAUCCCUGCUUUGACAGGUUUAUCCCAUCUAUUUGAGGUUGUUCUGGAGUUCUGCGGCUUGUUAGAAUUUCCCAACAAUAUUUGCAAUUUAGUGUCAUUGAGAACAUUAUAUAUAGGUGGAAAUGAUUUUGAGAGUAUACCUGAUACCAUCAAACACCUUUCGAACCUUAUUAAACUGGAUUUAAGCCAUUGCAAGAGAUUAAAAUAUUUACCAGAGCUUCCAUCUCUGAGCAUGUUAUAUGCAAGAAAUUGCACGGUUCUCAAAUCAGCAUCCAGUUUAUUCCAACUUCGGAGUAUUAAACAUUUGGAUUUUAGAGAUUGUCUCAAUUUGGAGGAUAAAAUUGUGGACCAUCUAUUGGCGAGCUCUUGGCAGAGGGAGCUGUUAUUUUGUAUCCCUGGACGUGAAGUGCCAAAAUGGAUCAAGUACCAGAAUAAUAGCGGGUCUCGUUUGUCUUUUCCAUUUAGCCAACCGAAGCGGGCGGAAUUCACCAGGUUCAUAUAUUGUGCUGUUUUUGAUCCCAAAGUUUAUCAUCCUUUCCCCGGCCGGGGUAGUUUGCAAAUUGGAUUUGAAGGCAUAAAUGAGUCUGGACAUGGCCAAUAUCAUUUUUGUAACUAUUGGAAGAAUCAUAUUCGUAUUUCAUCUCAUGCGUCAUAUCUUCGCUCAGAACAUGUAUUCCUUUGGUCUUCUUAUGCAAGACAUUCACAUUUCAGAGAAAAAAAUAUGACCUUGCAAUUUUUUUCAGAAGAAAUUAUUUCCCGUGUAGAUAGCAAUAAGAGAAGAAGAAGUUACAGUGGGAUAAUUAAGUGUGGUUUCCACCUAGAGUAGGAGGAAGAGGAGCCUGCCUGAAAGAUUGAAACAUGAUGGUCAAGAAAAAUCACCUCGUGUUAUCUUUAAAUUGCUGGGCGAUGGAUAUGGUUUUCUCUGGAUCCAUGAAAAAUCCAAACUGAUGAUGGAAAAAGAUGUUGCUUGUCCUCAAUUCUGGCUUUAUGGUUACAGGGAAUUGAAGUCUCGACAGUCUCAACAUUGUUAGGGAGCACUGAAAGCGCACAAACAUAUCCUCAUAAGGUGGAGGUUCUAUAAAGGACGCGAAAUAGACAUGGAUUUCACACUCACUCAGAGCAGCUAAGGUUGUAUUUUGGAGGAUGUAAUUGAAUUUGUAUUAUAAUGGGAGAGAAGCUGGAUGAUAUUGAAGAAAAUGUGGCAAAUGCAAGAAACUUUAUUAGAGGAGCCAACAAUAUUUAUUAGGGCAAAGGCAUCAAAAAGUAACUUGUGCUUUUACUAAUUUUCAUUAAGGUAUGUGA